Molecule: messenger RNA, 821 nt
Organism: Triplophysa dalaica
Lineage: Eukaryota; Metazoa; Chordata; Actinopteri; Cypriniformes; Nemacheilidae
Gene: med10
Product: mediator complex subunit 10
Exons: 4
Coding region: 145-549 (134 amino acids)
Biological process (GO): positive regulation of transcription by RNA polymerase II
Cellular component (GO): chromatin; mediator complex
Molecular function (GO): transcription coregulator activity
Source: RefSeq, a predicted model, not a curated record
UAUUGGUUAGAAGGCUGCCGUAAAGCAGGACGCUGUCAUGGGAGCUACGUAACAUGAACAGAUGCCCGUCUUUUGUUAAUACUUUUAUAAUUUCAUCCCGAUUUACUUCACCACAUACUUAACUCUAUGUAAACACAGGCCAAAAUGGCGGAGAAGUUUGAUAAUCUAGAGGAACACCUCGAGAAAUUCAUCGAGAACAUUCGUCAACUCGGGAUUAUCGUUAGCGAUUUUCAACCCAGUAGUCAAACCGGACUGAAUCAGAAAUUGAACUUUAUGAUUACUGGACUACAAGACAUUGAGAAAUGCCGACAACAGCUUCAUGAUAUCAAUGUACCUUUGGAGGUGUUUGAAUACAUCGAUCAGGGCCGUAACCCUCAACUCUAUACCAAGGAGUGUUUGGAGAGAGCGUUGGCUAAAAAUGAACAGGUCAAAGGAAAGAUUGACACCUUGACAAAAUUUAAAAGCCUCCUUAUCUCUGAGCUGGGGAAGGUUUUCCCCGAAGAGAUGGGUAAAUAUAAGGCUAUUCAUGGCGACGACCCUCCUUCAUGAAACGUUUACCAGUGCCAUACAACUUCAAAUACAAGAUGUACAUAUGUUGAUAUUAAUAUAACAUGUUUUUUAAGAUCGAAAUCAUCAGUCAAAUAUGCAAAUUUAUACAGCUUUUCCAUCUUUCUAUUUGCCUUUGUAUUUCACAAGACAAUGGUUGGAGAACUGAGGGAUAUUUUGGAGCAUUCUACAGUCAAAUGCCUUUUUUGUCAUGCUUUGUAAUUUUCGCAGCAUAUUUUUAUUUUACGUUGAAUAAAAUGAUUAUUUUGUAAUCA